Mesitornis unicolor (brown roatelo) is the source of this 4815-nucleotide messenger RNA. It is a transcript of the gene WDR90, whose product is annotated as WD repeat domain 90. NCBI's taxonomy places the organism in Eukaryota, Metazoa, Chordata, Aves, Mesitornithiformes, Mesitornithidae. The record is from RefSeq and is a predicted model, not a curated record. Gene Ontology annotation, molecular function: protein binding. Gene Ontology annotation, cellular component: centriole.
CCCUGCCGACCCCGGUAGCCUGGCAGCGCCCAUACCUGAACGUCUUCAAACACUUCCGCGUGGAGGAAUGGAAGCGCUCUGCCAAGGAGGGCGAUGUGGCUGCCUUCACGGAUGCAAGACUGAAGGGAACUGUCUACCGGAUCCGGGCCUCCGGCUCCACCAGCGGCUCCCUGCAGCUGCCCCGGACUGGGACGCAGUCACUGGGGCUGGUGGGACGCUACCUCUACCUGCUCUUCAGGCCCAUGUCCCGCAAGCACUUUGUUGUCCACCUGGAUGUUGCCACCGUGGAAAACCAGGUGGUUCGCAUCUCUUUCUCUACCCUCUUCAAGGAGUUCAGAUCCACAGCCACCUGGCUGCAGUUCCCCUUCAUCUGUGGAGCAGCUGAGGGCUCGGCAUGUGACCACACAGCCAGGCGCGCCAGGCGCGGUGUUGUGGGAGCAGCCCCCGCUGACGUGCGCUGGACCUGCCUGGUGCUGGACCUCCGCUCUGUCCUCUCCCUCUACCUCAGCCGCCACUACAGCCACCUGAAGAAAAAACUGGUGAAAAACCUCUGCACCAGCGACUUGCUCUUCGACCCAGGUGUGACCUUCUCCGAGGGCCGGCAAGCUGACCUGGCCUGUCACGGAGUGGCUCCCAUGCCACGGGAAAUGGCUUUCCCUGUGCCGAAGGGAGAGAAGUGGCACGACCUCUACGACUACAUCAGGUUCCCAUCUGAGGGGUCCAAGCUGCCGCAUGACUCCAUCCAGAAGAGCCGUCCCGGUCCUGUGGCAGGUGACCAAGUCUCGGAGGACCCUGUCCAGCGGCUGCCCCAGCCGGUGAUGCUCACCAAAGCAGUCCGUGACCGACUGUCCCUCAUCCACCAGAUAACCAGUCCCAAAGCUAGGCUCUUACCAGAUCCCAUCCUGAAGCUGAGAAUGAUUAUUGGCUUUGGAGGCUACAGCACCAAAUGGGCACUGUGGACUCGGAACAGCACUGCGGUGGUCUACCCCUGCCACGCUGUUAUAGUGACACUGCAGAUCCAGACCGGAAAGCAGAGGUUCUUCAUUGGACACACGGAUAAGGUGUCUGCGCUGGCCUUCAAUGGGAACAGCACCUUGCUGGCUUCCGCGCAGGCUGGUCCCCUCAGCGUGGUGCGGCUCUGGGACUUCCUGACGGGCAGCUGCCUCUCUGUGUUUAAAACCCAUGUCUGCUCCCUCUUGUCCCUCAGCUUUUCCUACAGCGGGGCUGUUCUGUGUGGCGUUGGAAAAGACAGGCACGGCAAAACGAUGGUGGUGGUGUGGAAUGCUGCUCAGGUGACCCAUGGUGGAGAGGUGGCUGUGCUGGCCAAAGCCCACACAGAUGUGGACAUCCAGGUCUUGAAGAUUGCUUUUUUUGAUGAUACCAGGAUGGUGUCGUGUGGCCGGGAUAACGUCAGGCUGUGGCGAGUGCGGAGUGGAGCGCUGCGCUCGUGUCCCGUCAAUCUGGGCAAGUACCAUUCCCUGGAGUUCACUGACCUGGCCUUCGAGGAGGGACACACGGCUGAGCGGGACCUGGAGGACCGCACACUCUUUGUCUGCAGCAAGAAUGGUUAUGUCCUGGAGGUGGACUACAAGAACAUCUGCAUGAGGAGUGUGCGGCGGCUCCUGCCUGCACAGCCCUCGGGCUGCCAGCAGCAGGAGAACGCAGACAGCAGUGCAGGCCCUGGGAUCGCUAUAAACAGUAUUAGCAUCUCUUCAACCUUCUGUGCCACGGGUUCAGAAGAUGGCUACCUGCGGCUGUGGCCACUGGACUUCUCAGCUGUUGUCUUAGAGGCGGAGCAUGAGGCUCCAGUGAGUUCUGUCUGCAUCAGCCCAGACAGCCGCAAAGUCUUGUGCACGACAGCUGCUGGCAAUCUGGGCUACCUGAACAUCCUGUCCCGGGACUACAACACCCUCAUGCGUUCUCAUGAGGACUCCAUUUUGGCAUUCUCGGUGGAGGGGAUCUGGAAGCAGAUGGCAACGGUGUCCCGGGACAGUACUAUCCGAGUCUGGGACCUUGUCUCCAUGCAGCAGCUGUACGACUUCACGGCUGCAGAGGAAAUGCCGUGUGCGGUGGCCUUUCACCCUGCCCAGCAGAUCCUGGCCUGUGGCUUUGACAGCGGGAUGGUGCGGACCUUCAGCUUGACUGCCUCCAAUCUCCUGGUAGAGCACAAGCAGCACCGCACUGUGAUCACUGGACUGACCUUCUCUCCAGAUGGCAAUUUCAUGUUCAGCUCCUGUUUGCAGGGAACUCUGGCUCUUUACAGCUGCAUGGAAGAGAAAAGCAAUGUCCUGCGAGUCUUGGGCAAUGUGGUGGCCCCGGAUGCUGGGAGCGGUCCGGAUGCUUUGGUGGUCAGUGAGGACAGCCGUCUCUUGGCCUUCGUGGGUCCCUCCGAGUAUGUUGUGACCGUGAUGGAGGUCUGCUCUCUGGAUGAGCUGCUGAGGGUGGACAUCAGUGUCCUUGAUUUGAAUGCCACAGCCUUGGACUCUGCAGUGAGAGUCUGCUUUGCUCCUGUGCCUCAAGGCGAGCUCCUGGUAUCCACUUCUUCCAAUAAAAUCCUUGUACUUCAUGCAAAAACGGGACGGCUGGUGCGAGAGGUGUCUCCCGUGCACAAGCUGUCCUGUUCUUCCUUGGCGCUGAGCAAGAAUGGCAAGUACCUGCUCACUGCUGGCGACAAAGUUAUCAAAGUGUGGGACUAUCAAAUGCGCUUCAAUAUCAACUUCCAGGUGUACAUCGGCCACUCAGAGCCAGUGCACCAGGUGGCCUUCACCCCGGACCAACGGCAUGUCAUCAGCGUUGGAGAUGCCAUCUUCCUCUGGGAUUUCCUAGCGGUGCCUGCAGAGAGGUCAUCCCCAGCUGGGGCUUGUUCCUCUAAGUCUACUCUGGUUCCAGGAACAGGUAUUUUCUCUGAGUUGGACAAAGACGACGACGCAGAUCUGCCAGGCAGCAGCAGCACGGUGGCGGAUGGAGACAAAAAUGCCUCAGUCCUUGUGGUGGAGUCAGUCAGGAACGAGGAGUUUAUUGCUGUGAGGCCCAAAGUGAAGCAGGAGAGCUCGAGGUCUCCUGGAGAAUCAGCAAAUGAACCCAGAAAGGAGACCAGAAGUCCCAAGACCAAAUGCUCUGUCCGCCCAGAUUCCUACCGGCAUUUCACUCCUCGCUUUAAGGCAUCGGUGUUCCCCCAGAGUUUUUUAUCUCCUCCAGCUGGCAGUGAGGUCUUGAAGCUGAAAGCAGUGAUCGGCUACAAUGGGAACGGCAGAGGGAAUAUGGUGUGGAACCCGGACACAGGCUUCUUCGCCUACACCUGUGGCUGCGUCAUCGUGGUUGAAGACCUGCACUUGGGAUCACAAAAUCACUGGCUUGGCCACACAGAGGAGAUCUCUACGCUCGCUGUCAGCCACAAUGCCCAGGUUCUUGCUUCUGCCUCGGGAAAGAGGAAUGGAGACUCCCAUUGUCAAAUCUGCAUCUGGACCGUCCAGGGUGGGCUUUGCACAGCAAGUCUCUUCCAUCACAAGACACAAAUACAAGCCAUGGCGUUCUCUCGGGAUGACAGGUUCCUUGUUACCGUAGGAGACUACAGCGAUCAAACCAUUGCUUUGUGGAGUACGUACACUUACGAACUCAUGUCGUCGACUUGUAUCUUGGAGCCAGUCCAUGAUGUGGCUUUUAGUCCUUUUUCUCACAGAGAACUGGCGUGCGUGGGGAAGGGAGCCAUGAUGUUUUGGCUGUUGGAGCAGCAGGGAGCUGAUGUCAACCUCAAGGGUUAUCAGGUCCCUGCCCCAGAUGUUUUAGGGCCGGUGGAGCUGACCUCUCUCUGUUACGGUGCCGAAAAUCUUCUUUAUAGUGGGACCAACUCGGGUCAGAUCUGCGUGUGGGACGUGGAGACUAAUUGCUGCUUCAUGACAUGGGAGGCUGACGAGGGCGAGAUCGGUGUGCUGGUGUGUCGGCACAACAGGCUGAUGAGUGGCAGCAACAUGAAACGCAUCCGCCUGUGGGCAGUGGCCGCCGUGCAGGAGCUGAGGCUGAAAGGUCCUGAUGCCAGGCCUAGCUCAGUCCUGCUAGAGCAUGAGAUCACCCUUGAUGGGACGAUAGUCAGUGCAGCCUUUGAUGACUCUCUCGAAAUGGGAAUUGUGGGAACCACGGCAGGAACACUGUGGUACAUCAACUGGACAGAAAGCACAAGCAUCCGACUAAUCAGUGGCCACAAAAAUAAGGUGACCGAAGUCUGCUUCAGUCCUGAUGAGACCCACUGCGCAACGUGCGGGGAAGACGGCAGCGUGAGGAUUUGGUCUCUGAGCAGCAUGGAGCUGGUGGUACAGUUCCAGGUGCUCAACCAGAGCUGCCAGUGCCUGGCCUGGAAGCCUCAUCCCAUUGUUGCAUGGGAAGCUGAUAGCCAGCAUGUAGUGGCAGGGUACAGCGAUGGCACCAUCCGCGUGUUCAGUGUUUCCAGGACAGAGAUGGAGCUGAAAAUGCACCCCCAUGCUGUUGCACUGAUGGCAAUUGCCUACUCCACAGACGGAGAAAUGAUUUUGUCGGGGGGCAAGGAUGGGCUUGUGGCUAUCAGCAGCCCUCGCACCGGAAUGACUAUCCGCGUCCUCGCUGACCACAAAGGCUCCCCCAUCACGGUCCUCCAGUGCAUCAGGAAGCAGAACCAUGACUUUGGGGUGGAAGGAGGUGAGCUCUGGCUGGCCGCCAGCUCGGACCGGCGGGUCAGUGUCUGGGCCUCCGACUGGCUGAAGGAUAAGUGCGAGCUCCUCGACUGGCUCAGCUUCCCGGCUCCUGCCAGCCCUGAGGUGAGCGUGGCCCCUGCCUGCUCAUGGC